Molecule: messenger RNA, 1240 nt
Organism: Papaver somniferum (opium poppy)
Lineage: Eukaryota; Viridiplantae; Streptophyta; Magnoliopsida; Ranunculales; Papaveraceae
Product: serine/threonine-protein kinase ATM-like
Exons: 4
Coding region: 554-1036 (160 amino acids)
Biological process (GO): DNA damage response
Molecular function (GO): protein serine/threonine kinase activity
Source: RefSeq, a predicted model, not a curated record
UAUUUUAUUUCUCUGUAUGGAAGAGCCUAAUCCUUUUGGAACUUUUGUCGUGUUGGACCUCAUAAUUUGGCCUAAGAAUCAUUUUAUUCCGGUUUUUUUUUUUAAAGAACUAGGUGAGGAAAUUAUAGUGCUUUUUUAAAAUUUGAUGAGGGACAAUUUUUCUGAUGAACUACGUCUUGUUUUUGCAGUGUUAAUGUUACUAGAAGUUGCAAGAUUUCUGCCUCAUUACCAUUUUAUGUAUGAUAAUCUCUAGGUCUUAGUUGGUGGAACUUGUAGCAAAAUUGUUUCUUUGCCUAAAAAUGUUAUCAAAAAGCCUAGUUUGAGCAACUAUGUACUUGGAACCCUGGGUUUAUCCUCCUCAUCUGAACCAUAAACGUAUGACUGUUAAGCUUAAUUUAGCAGUGCAUUUGCUUCCUGGAUGCCUCUUUGCCUUCUCAUUUAUAUUCCAGUUAUGACCUUGAUGAGGGACUGGUUUCUAUGUUAUUACUUUAUGAUCUUGUAUGUAUAACAACUUAAAGAAGCUAAGUUGCUACGUGCUCAAUGUCAACAUGAGAUGUCUAUCAAUCUUGCAAAAUACGUCUUACACAAUAACAAGGUGAACAAAGAAGCUUCAAAUUAUAUCGGUUGGUUGGAAAGUGGUUGGCUGCAACUCGAUCUAGCAACUCAAGGACAAUUUUGGAGCAGUACCUUAAACCUGCAGUGGAGCUCGCUGAGCCUAAAAAAAAGUGUAGACAAGAAGUGUAUACAGAGACAGUGCCAAACACAUUUUCAUCUUGUACACUAUUCUGAUGCUUUAUUUAGAAGUUAUGAAGAAAGGCUCUUCUCUAAUGAAUGGCAAGCAGCAUUGCGACUGAGAAAGUACAAGGCAGAAAAGAUGGAUUUGUCGAUAAAAAUACAGGAAUUGCAAAAGCAACUCACAAUAGAUAAGAGGGAGGAUGAAAAGCUGCAGGUUUGGCACAACAGGUUGAUUUGGUAUGAAAGGGCUUGCAAUUUAAUUGGUCACUUCAUGUGUAGGUUCAAGAAAGGUUUGAAAUAAGAAGAAUUACACUGAUAUUAAAGAACAUAUAGUUUAUCAAUUUUAUAAAUAUUCAACUCUCUGCAUGUCUUCUUUAUCGUGUUCGUUAACUAAAAAAGGGAGAUUCUAGGGAUUCUUUCUUGUACAAGAAUGCAGGUUCACAACUUCUCAUUGAAACUAAGACACCCAAUAAAAAUCUUUCAGCACCCCAGUUGGUUUUCAGAA